Dryobates pubescens (Downy woodpecker) is the source of this 2345-nucleotide messenger RNA. It is a transcript of the gene DAB2, whose product is annotated as DAB adaptor protein 2. Bases 134 to 2215 code for a protein of 693 amino acids. The transcript has 13 exons. Lineage: Eukaryota; Metazoa; Chordata; Aves; Piciformes; Picidae. The record is from RefSeq and is a predicted model, not a curated record. Gene Ontology annotation, cellular component: plasma membrane. Gene Ontology annotation, biological process: receptor-mediated endocytosis; negative regulation of canonical Wnt signaling pathway; positive regulation of endocytosis.
UGCUCAGCAGAACAAAAUUGGACUAACAGGGUUAAUAACAUUUUACCUUAAAGAAUAAAUAUUCUUAUUUCUACCUACUGAUUGUUGUUUUCAUUUUUAAACUACAGUAAGUGUAGCUGACCACCAUCUCAUCAUGUCAGCUGAAGCUGAAACUACUACUUGCAGCCAUCCUGAGCAACAGGUUCCACCAAAAGCACAACCUCCAAAGAAGGAAAAAAAGAAAGGGCCAGAAAAGACAGAUGAAACUCUCUUGGCCAGAUUCAAAGGUGAUGGUGUAAGAUACAAAGCUAAACUGAUUGGCAUUGAUGAUGUCCCAGAGGCUAGAGGAGACAAAAUGAGUCAGGAUUCAAUGAUGAAGCUGAAGGGAAUGGCAGUGGCAGCCCGUUCCCAGGGUCAACACAAACAGAAGAUCUGUGUGAACAUCUCCCUCUCUGGUAUCAAGAUAAUAGAUGAGAAAACCGGGGUUAUAGAGCAUGAACAUCCAGUGAACAAAAUCUCUUUUAUUGCCCGUGACGUGACUGACAACCGUGCCUUUGGCUAUAUAUGUGGAGGAGAGGGACAGCACCAGUUUUUUGCCAUAAAAACGUCACAACAGGCUGAGCCUCUAGUUAUUGAUCUCAAGGACCUCUUCCAACUAAUAUAUAAUAUGAAGAAGAAGGAAGAUGAAGACAAAAAGAAGAAUGAAGAGACAAGUAAGAAUGAGGGGGUUGACCAGAGAAACUUGUUUGGGGAUAUGUCAACACCACCUCACACGAACAGUUCCACUGAAGCUAAAGAGAUUCUGUUAGUGGAUCUAAAUUCUGAAAUUGAGACCAAACAGAUUUUUACAAAAGAGGAUUUCUUCUCAAAUGGCAAAACAACCUCUCUUCCACAACCAACGCCACAGACACUCUUCUUGCCUGAGAGUCCUUUCUCUACCAAUCUCAGCUUCUUUCCUGCACCUAAUCCAGACCCUUUCAGUGAUGAUCCUUUUGCACGGCCAGACCAAUCUGCACCACCUUCAUUUGAUUCUCUAAAAUGCGAUGAGGAGCAAAGUCUGAGUACCGUGGCAUUGGUGGGUAAUAGUUCGUCAAAUGGUGAUGUUGACUACUUUGGUGAACAGUUUGACCAGAUUUCUAAUAGAACUGGCAAACAAAAAGCACUAAAAAGCCCAUGGCCACUUCAGAGUAGGUUGCCUGCAACAAGAACUCCCAGUGGGGUACCAGAGAGAGAACAGAAUGGCUUUAUUAAAGCGCCAUCAGACCUGCUUGUGGAAGGUCCUUCUCUGCAGAAUGAAGUAAAGCUGGAUUCUGAAAGCAAUAUCCAGCUCAUAUCACAUGAGUCUAUAACCAUUAGCCCACCACCACAAAGUACCAAGCCAGGAAGAGGAAGGAGGUCUGUCAAGAUGGCAUCAAAUGACUUUUUUAGCUCAGACUUCUUUGUGCCUACUACAGAGAGCUCUAGCAUGACUUCAGUGGCACAAACAGGACCUGUGCUACGUAAUCCACUAGACCCCUUCAAAACGAGUUCAACCACAGAGUCUUCAUUCUCCUCUCUAGGUGGCUUGCCAGUAACUCAGUCGCCAUGGAGUGUACAGACACCUCUCUUCGGUCAGGCUCUAUCAGUCUUCCCUGGACCCCUGUCUGCUCAGCCUACAGGAUUUUCUCAGGCACUUUCCUUUACGGCUUCACCAGUGUCAAGCUGGAACCAGUCUGCAUCUUUUAAUCCAACUGCCCCUCAGUCCACUGUUGUCUGGGGACAGCCAGCACAAGUUCCAUCUAGUUCAUGGGUGCAGCCAUCCAGUGCUGUAAAUCCCUUCCAGAGUAGUGUGUUCCCACCUUCAACACUACCUGCUCAGACACCAUCAGUAUUGCCUUCUAUGUCAACAGCUAGCCUACUUCAGCCUCCACCUAAAACUGCACCUCAGAAAGAGCUGUCCAAGAUAGAGAGUGAUGCUUUCAUUGCUCUGGAUCCACUUGGUGAUAAAGAGGUGAAGGAUGUUAAGGAAAUGUUCAAAGACUUCCAUCUGACAAAGCCACCUGCAGUACCAGCAAGGAGAGGAGAGCAGCAAAGUUUUUCAGAACCACCAAAACCUGCUCCCAGACAAAGUGUGCUACCAGCUGAUGGCCUGCUUGAAAGUCAAGCUAAACCGGAUUCUUUCAGUGCUUUCUCUAAUGAAUCUCAGAAACCACUUUCUGGUCCUUUUGGUGAUCCUUUUGGAAACCCAUUUGAAUAGAUCAGGCAUAACCAGAAAAGGACAAAUGGAAUAACUGGACCUCUUAAUGUGAUUUUUCUACAUGUUUCACUUUGUCUGCAACUCUUGCUGCUGUUCCAUGAUGUCUGUAAGCUAAAACAUGUUCCAGCAG